Messenger RNA from Chiloscyllium plagiosum (whitespotted bambooshark), 708 nucleotides. The record is from RefSeq and is a predicted model, not a curated record. NCBI's taxonomy places the organism in Eukaryota, Metazoa, Chordata, Chondrichthyes, Orectolobiformes, Hemiscylliidae.
UCUCACUCUCUCUCACUGUCUCCGUAGGGUGGAGUCAAUGAUCAGAUUUCUCUGUCAGCUUAUGUGACAUCAGCUUUACUGGAAUCAACACUUUCAGGUUCUGAGAUGAGUCGGAUUACAGACAGAGGCCUGAGCUGCCUGCGGACUGCAUUACAGACAGUGAACAGCACCUACACUCUCGCAUUGCUCGCCUAUACCUUUACCCUGGGCCAGGACCCGGUUGCUAGGGAAAUAACUCUCCAGUGGCUGGAAAAGUUGGCCAUCAAAACAGACAGAUUGACUCAUUGGCAGCAGGAGGAGACCCUGGAGAGCGAGGAAGAGCAUGGUUACUGGUGGAGAGCACCCUCUGCAGACGUUGAAAUGACAGCCUAUGUGCUUCUAGCCCUUCUCUCUCAGCCACAGGUCCCAGACUCCGAGUUGGACGAUGCCACGUCCAUUGUUCGCUGGCUGGUUAAGCAGAGGAAUCCUUACGGAGGCUUCGCAUCAACCCAGGAUACAGUGGUCGCUCUCCAGGCCCUGGCUCUCUACGCUGAGAGGACCCAUGUGGAUGGCCAUCAGAGCUCAGUAACUGUAACCUCAGAGACAACAUUCCACAAGGACUUUCAUGUUGACACUUCCAACCAGCUGCUGCUCCAGAGGCAGGCCUUGGAAGAGAUUCCCGGAAAAUACAGGGUGCUAAUCACAGGGAACAGAUGCAUUCUUCUCCAG